Molecule: messenger RNA, 2430 nt
Organism: Penicillium cataractarum
Lineage: Eukaryota; Fungi; Ascomycota; Eurotiomycetes; Eurotiales; Aspergillaceae
Product: glycoside hydrolase family 55 protein
Exons: 7
Coding region: 1-2430 (809 amino acids)
Molecular function (GO): polygalacturonase activity
Source: RefSeq, a predicted model, not a curated record
AUGCAUAUCUCCUCUCUUCUUCCGCUUUCCCUUCUUCUGGGGUCUCUGUCCCCUGCCGGCGCGAUCCCGGUAGCUGAAUCUGCUAUUGAUGCUCUACAAGGCCGACAUGAUGGCUAUCACUAUGGCUCAGAUUUAGCAAGCCGCGGCUUCUCCGAUGUGAAAAUUGUUGCUCGGGAUGGACCUGAGUUCUGGAUGGAGUCGAUAAAGCACCAGGGCAUCUCUCCCAUGGGACCUUCGGAGUAUACUGUUUUCCGUAACGUCAAGGACUUCGGAGCAAAGGGUGAUGGCGUUACGGACGACACCGAAGCAAUCAACAACGCCAUAAGCAGUGGCACACGCUGCGGGCAAGGCUGCUUCUCGAGCACGACCACACCCGCAGUCGUGUACUUUCCCUCGGGCUCGUACGUUAUUUCAGCACCAAUCUUCGACUAUUACAACACGAUCAUCAUUGGAAACCCAAAUUCGCUGCCUGUUAUCAAGGCAUCCUCCGGGUUCAAGGGCGGCUAUCUGAUUGACGGAGAUCCGUAUUUCAGUGCUGAUCCGAACUGGCCUGCGACUACUGUCUUCUGGAGACAAGUCCGGAAUUUUGUCCUCGAUACCACUGCUGUCGCCGCGGGAACUCAGAUUAGCGGAAUUCACUGGCCUACCGCUCAGGCGACAAGCUUACAGAAUAUUGUUUUCCAGUUGAGUGCUGACCAGGGGACUGAGCAUCAAGGAAUCUUUUGUGAAAGUGGCUCUGCUGGCUUUGCUGGUGAUCUUGUCUUCAAUGGAGGCAAGAUUGGAGCUGCCCUUGGAAAUCAGCAGUUUACCAUGCGCAACCUGACCUUCAACAAUGCAGUGACUGCCAUCAGCCACUUCUGGAACUGGGGUUGGACAUAUCAAGGAAUUACCAUCAACAACUGCCAGCUCGGAAUUGAUAUCUCGACUGGCGGCAGCGAGCAGCAGAGCGUCGGUUCUAUUACCUUGUUUGACAGCUCCUUCGCCAACACGCCCGUCGCCAUUAAGUCCGCUAAGACCGAUUCCUCCGCCCCGCAGACUGCAGGUAGCAUCAUUCUGGAGAAUGUGGCUCUUGAUAAUGUUGGUGUCGUGGUUGAGGGACCCAAUGGGACAGUUCUGGCUGGUAGCCCUGGCUCGAGUGUCAUUGCAGCCUGGGGCCAGGGCAAUCAAUAUACUCCUACCGGUCCCACCAAAGUUGCCGGUGAUAUCACACCAGUCUCCCGCCCAGCAGGCCUUUUGGAUGGUCAAAUGUAUUACCAGCGAUCGAAGCCGCAGUACGAAUCCUUGUCUGCUUCCUCGUUUUCGAGCGUUCGGGAUGGCGGUGCGAAGGGCGAUGGAACAACCGACGACACAGCUGCCCUUCAGAGUGUGAUAGAUAGCGCCGCUGGAUCUGGCAAGGUCGUAUAUAUGGAUGCUGGAGUCUACAAGGUCACCAAUACCCUCAAAAUACCGGCCAACUCCAAGAUCGUCGGAGAGGCAUAUCCAGUCAUCAUGUCGAGUGGGGACUUCUUUAACAAUAUGGAUUCGCCGAAGCCUGUGAUCCAGGUUGGACAGGCAGGUGAUCAGGGACAAGUUGAGCUCUCGGAUCUAAUUCUUAGCACUCAAGGACCUCAAGCCGGUGCCAUUCUUAUUCAGUGGAAUAUUGCGUCGCCCUCUGCGCCAGCUGGACUCUGGGAUGUCCACGCGCGAGUUGGAGGAUUCGCAGGUUCCCAGCAAACCACUGCUCAAUGCGCCAAAACAACUGACUCUUCGGACGUCAAUAAGAACUGUAUCGCAGCUUAUAUGCUCAUGCAUGUGACUCCUUCCGCGUCGAAUUUGUACAUGGAGAACUGCUGGCUUUGGGUUUCGGAUCAUGACGUUGAUGUUCAGACUGAAGCCGACGGUGGUCAAAUCACCCUCUACAGCGGUCGUGGGUUGAACGUUGAGAGCACGGAGGGCAAUAUCUGGCUGUCCGGCACAUCCGUCGAACAUAGCUCCCUUUACCAAUACCAGUUCGCGUCCACCAAGAAUGUGUACAUGGGACAAAUCCAAACCGAAACAGCAUACUAUCAACCCAACCCCAAUGCCCUGACACCCUUCACACCAAACACAGCCAUCCACGACCCAGAAUUCGCCUCCAGCUGCAGCGGCAGCACAGGAAACUGCGCUCUGGGCUGGGGUCUCCGCGUGGUCGACUCUACAGACCUGUACGUGUACGGCGCAGGGCUAUACUCCUUCUUCAACAACUACGACGCUACCUGUUCCGCAUAUGGCGGCCCUCAGAACUGCCAGAACUCUAUUUUCAGCAUUGAGGGAGCUUCGGAAAUCUCCGUUUAUAACCUCAAUGUGCUUGGCUCGAAGAGUUUGGUUGACCAGGAUGGAAAGAGUCUUGCUUCUUAUAGCGAUAAUAUUGGUGUUUUCACUAAUAAUAUCGCUUAUUUUACCACUAAGUGA